This is a messenger RNA of Protopolystoma xenopodis, 543 nucleotides long. NCBI's taxonomy places the organism in Eukaryota, Metazoa, Platyhelminthes, Monogenea, Polystomatidea, Polystomatidae. The record is from the annotation of a GenBank genome assembly.
UUGAUAUCUUGUUCGAUUUAUAGCAUCCCAAAUGGUCUUGUUGCCCAUAUACUUACGUCUCCUGGACUAGAGUCGUUUCCCAGUGAUGAUCUACAGCAAGAAUUAAUCACAAGCGCUAUCACCGCCUGCCCUGAUGUCUUGAGUGCCUUUCUAGCUCAUAUCAAGCCUUCGAUGGUGCCUCGAGAUUCGGAUAACUGGCAUAGUACAAUGAAGCUGAUCUACAAUGGGCUAAGCCGGCGUAUUCAUGAAAGGUUGGAAAGUGCUCUAGAGUUGUGCUCCGGUCUAACUCAGCUAGUCAGUGUAGUUGCUGAUCUCUGUCUUCCCAACAAGUCUAUUCAUGAACACCUCCAUGAAGCGCUUUCUUUCGAUUCUGCUGUCGUCAUCGAGGCGGCUAACAAAUUAAUGUCCCAGCUGGAAACCAAUAUGAUUCUGGUUAUUACUUGGGUGAACACUUGUCCCAAACUUGCAGGCGUCGGGCCUCGAUGGACCAGCUCGGAGAUCCUUGCUGAGCUCACAGCUCUCAUAACAGAGGUUGGCAAAUAG